Messenger RNA from Nerophis lumbriciformis (worm pipefish), 6283 nucleotides. RefSeq names its product tetraspanin-5-like. Lineage: Eukaryota; Metazoa; Chordata; Actinopteri; Syngnathiformes; Syngnathidae. Gene Ontology annotation, cellular component: plasma membrane. The record is from RefSeq and is a predicted model, not a curated record.
GACAAAAAAAACGGUGUGGCGAAUAUUCCGCGUUAUUUAGCGUCAAACGGACAUCAUCUGUCGCGACCUUUUUAGAAUCUAGCUUUAGUGCCUAAUUAUGACGUAAAUCAGCAGGAAAGGACAUCGUUGAUUUGAUAAAAAUUCAAUGAUGAACCUACAUGCUCCACAAAGCCCGUAAACGAGCACGAAAGGCCGUUUUUUUAUUGCCGCUAUUAUUCAUGUUAUCUUAUUCUUACAUUUACGGAUUAGAUCCAGUCGAUGAUGCCUGUUAAACAUGUCGGGGAAUCAAUACAAAGGCCACGAAGUCAGCUGCUGCAUCAAAUACUUCAUUUUUGGAUUCAACAUCCUCUUCUGGUUGCUCGGCAUGGCCUUGGUUGGCAUCGGACUGUGGGCAUGGAGUGAGAAGGGGGUUCUGUCCAACAUUUCGUCCAUUACUGACCUCGGGGGUCUGGACCCGGUGUGGCUCUUCAUGGUGGUGGGGGGAGUUAUGUUCAUUCUGGGUUUUGCAGGAUGCAUCGGAGCCCUGCGGGAAAACACUUUCCUGCUCAAAUUUUUUUCCGUAUUUCUGGGAAUCAUCUUCUUCCUGGAGUUGACCACGGGAAUCCUAGCCUUCGUCUUCAAGGACUGGAUCAAAGACCAGCUCAACUUGUUCAUUAACAACAACAUCCGGGCGUACCGUGACGACAUCGACCUGCAAAACCUUAUUGAUUUCACUCAGGAAUACUGGGAGUGCUGCGGCGCCUUUGGCGCGGACGACUGGAACCUCAACAUUUACUUCAACUGCACCGAUACGAACCCCAGUCGGGAAAAGUGUGGUGUUCCGUUUUCCUGCUGCACCAAGGACCCAGCGGAGGACGUAAUAAACACUCAGUGUGGAUACGACAUCCGAGCAGAACCGGACUCCGAGCAGAAAGACUACAUCAACGUGAAAGGCUGUGUGCCGCAGUUUGAGAAGUGGCUCCAGGACAACCUCACCUUGGUGGCCGGGAUAUUCAUCGGAGUGGCGUUACUCCAGAUCUUCGGGAUUUGUUUAGCGCAAAACCUCGUCAGCGACAUUGAAGCCGUGCGGGCAAGCUGGGUGCCCCCCACCCUCUCCGUGCGACAACCACAACUGCCCACGAGCAAGAAAGCGUACUAUGCGUGAGACAUUUUUCUUUACCUAAAGAGGAAACAGCACUUUAUUUUGAACAGCGGAUUUUACGAACUCAGCUCCUGGACUUGAGGCCUCCAUGAGGACGUCAAGAGCAGGACGGAUGACUCCACUGCACACCUACACCGCGACAAGUAUGGAUCCCGAUGCACUACACGCAGAUUGUAACAUGUUUUGAUAUGAAAUGAUCUUCAUGCUGAUAACAUAGUUGUGUUUUUGCCAUUCCACUGUGGAGGAAUUCUUGUGUUUGCCGUACGACUGAAUGCCGUUCAGCGGCGUGGUACGGAUCACUUGCUCUGGUGUGCCAGAGAGUCUAGGGACAAAACACGGUUAACCGUCUUCUAUCGUUACUUGUUUGACCUUUUCAACAUUCACGUUUUUUCGGGACAAAUCGAACCAGACCAUUUUGGUAAAAGUCAAUCAAAUAUAUGCCAAUUAAAGAGACUGUGCAACGUUUCCAUUCUGACCUGUUAAGUCAUUGUGUGAUGUGUUUGCACCAGGGCUUGCACAGACCAGUCGGCCUUAAGAGGCACAGUGGCGUUUAUUUCCUGACGUCGACUAGUCACACUGACAUGUCCUUGAGACAAUUGUAAUGUGGGCCAGAAAAUCCAAGUAGAGUAGGAAAAGAGAGUUGGACUCGCUUGGAUUUCUUUUUGUUCCUGAUUUGUGUGCUUUUAACAUGGCUAAGUAGCAUAUUAUUACGUAUUAUUCAGAAACUCACCCAGUUGGGGGUAACGAUUCGAUUUAGAAUUGAUUCUCGAUUCCAAAACAAUUCCCGAUUCAAAACGAUUCUCAAUAUGAAACCAAUACUUUUUAGUAAAAUUACGUGCCAGUUCUACGAUUAACUACAUUCCUUCAUAAAAUAGAGAACAGCUCUGAUCAAUGAUACUUUAAAAAAACUGGUGUUGUUGAAUAAAAUUCUACCCAAACAUUUAAUAAAGUCAAAUACACAUAAACAUACUUGCCAACCCUCCCGAUUUUCCCGGGAGUCUCCCGAAUUUCAUUGCCCCUCCCGAAAAUCUCCCGGGGCAACCAUUCUCCCGAAUUUCUCCCGAUUUCCACCCGAAGAACAAUAUUGGGGGCCUGCCUUAAAGGCACUGCCUUUAGCGUCCUCUCUCACCUGAAAAGGAGACUAUUAUAUAUGUCUCCGUUAUCCAUAGGUUUAUCUAUAACCCAUAAAGUAGGCAGGCACGGAGCUAUUUCUCAGCGUGCGUUUAUUCCAGCCGGCACGUUAAUACACUGACACACAACAUCCAGAUUCCCAUCAUGCAUUGCAUCAAAACUACGGCAAGUAGUAAUGUCCAAAAAACAUAACAGAGACGAAGCAGAAGAACGAAGAAGAGACAUGGCGACGGCGAGUAAGAAGAAGAAGUACGCUUGCAAUUUCCAAAAAGAUUGGAAAAAAUAAUUCCAGUUCAUCCAGGACAGCUAAAAGGGGAAGGGGUAUGCUGCCUGCACAUUUUGUAGAUCAGACAUUUCCAUUGAACACGGUGGCCGAACGGAUAUACUCAUUCAUGAACGGAUUAUUUAUUCAUAUAUACACUGCUCAAAAAAAUUAAAGGAACAGUUUUUAUCAGGGUAUGGCAUGAAUUCAAUUGCAUUUUUCUGAUAAGGUUUUGGUCAGGUACGUGGCAGAGGGGGUUGUUUAUCAGUUUCAGCUGCAUUGGUGUUGAUGGAAUUAACAACAGGUGCACUAGAGGGGCAACAACGAGAUGGCCCCCAAAACAGGACUGGUUUUGCAGGUGGAGGCCAUUUGAAGUUCCUCCCUCUUGAUCUUUUUUAACUGUUUUUGCACAAGUGUUGGCUUUAGCUAGAGUCAUUAUCACGACUGGGAGCAUGAGGCGAUUUCUUAACCCUCCUGAAGUUGCGCAGAUUGUCCUACUCCUCCAGGAUGGCACAUCCAUGCGUGCUGUUGCAAGAAGAUUUGAUGUGUCUCCCAGUACAAUCUCCAGAGCAUGGAGGAGAUUCCAGGAGACAGGCAGUUACUCUAGGAGAGCUGGACAUCAGACUUCACGAGAGUGGCCUCAGGGCACGACGUCCUGUAGUGUGCCCUGUGCUCACUGCUCAGAACCGUGGAGCUCGAUUGGCAUUUGCCAUAGAACACCAGAAUUGGUAAGUCCGCCACUGGCGCCCUGUGCUUUUCACAGAUGAGAGCAGGUUUACCCUGAGCAACUGUGAUAGACGUGAAAGGGUCUGGAGAAGCCAAGGAGAGCGCUAUGCUGCCUGCAACAUCAUUCAGCAUGACCCGUUCGGUGGUGGGUCAGUGAUGGUCUGGGGAGGCAUUUCCAUGGAGGGACGAACAGACCUCUACAGGCAAGAGAACGGCAGUCUGACUGCCAUUAGGUAUCGGGAUGAAUUCCUUGCACCCAUGGUCAGACCCUACGCUGAUGCAGUAGGUCCUGGGUUCCUCCUGGUCCACGACAAUGCCUCAUGUGGCAAGAGUAUGCAGACAGUAUCUGGAGGAUGAAGGAAUUGACACAAUUGAAUGGCCCUCACGAUCACCUGAUCUAAACCCGAUAGAACUCCUCUGGGACAUAAUGUUUCGAUCCAUCAGACGCCGCCAGGUUGCUCCUCAGACUUUACAGGAGCUCACUGAUGCCCUUAGACAGAUCUGGGAGGACAUCCCACAAGACACCAUCCGUCGUCUCAUUAGGAGCAUGCCGCGACGUUGUCAAGCAUGCAUACAAGCACGUGGGGGCCACACAAGAUAUUGAAAAUAAUUUUCAGUUGCAGAAAUUGAAUUUAGGCAAAAUGGACGAGCCUGCCACAUAAUUUUUUCACUUUGAUAUUUGGGGUGUCUAUAUACGGAGCCCUCUGUAGGCUGAAAACUUUUAUUUCUAUCAAAAGAUGUGGCAUCCUUUUGUUCCUGAGACAUUAAACUGUUCAUAUCAGUAUGGAUAUCCGACAUUUUUUUUUCACCAUUGAAAUCUGAUGUGUUUUCAAAGUGUUCCUUUAAUUUUUUGAGCAGUAUAUAUAUAUAUAUAUAUAUGAAAUACUUGAAAAUAUAUACACCCCCCCCCUACCCCCAAACUCCCGAAUUCGGAGGUCUCAAGGUUGGCAAGUAUGCAAAUAAGGCAACAGGAAAAGUAUCCAACACUUCUCUUUUCUAAAGUAAAUCUGUACAGCAGAUAUAGAUCAUCUACAUCAGGGGUAUCAAACUAAUUUUAGCUCAGGGGUCGCAUGGAGUACAAAAUCUGUGCACACGCGGGCCCGACUAUUAAAAUCAUGGCAUUAAAACUAAAAAAUAAAGACAACUUCAGAUUGUUUUCUUGGUCUUACUUUGGCCAAAAAAAGAACAAACACAUUCUGAAAAUAUUACAAUAAAAAUAUAGAAAAAAAUACUGGCAGCGGUAAAGUUACGUUUAGAUCCAUGAAGGAAAGAAGAAAGUGAAUGAAUGUUCCAUCCAUCCACCCAUUUUCUACCGCUUGUCCCGUUAGGGGUCGCGGGGGGUGCUGGAGCUUAUCUCAGCUGCAUUCGGGCGGAGGGCGGGGUACACAACUGAACACAUUUACAUAUGCAUAAAAAUGUGUUUUCUUUUGUACAAUUUUUUUAAUGAACUAAGUAACGUUUCCAAAACACAAUAUAGAAUGUGAGAUAUAACAGGAUAAUGCAUACAUUUAUCCUUUGUUUUCAAAACGGUUACAAAAAAGUGGGACCCCAAAAAUUUACUGUGGGACCCCAUUUUGAUGAAUUUAUGGGGUCCCUAGCGCCAACACUGAUGGAGUAUUGGUGCGUGCAAAACAGCAGCACGCGGCUGUGGCCUGCGGGCCAGUUCUAAUAUUAAUCAAAUAUCAUCCCGGGGGCCAUAGAUAAUUAAUUGACUUGGCCCGCGGGCCUUGACUUUGACAUCCCUGAUCUACAUCAACAAUAUGAUUUGUUAAAGUGGCUGGGCAGGUUGUUUUUUUUAAAUCUUCUUUUUGAUUUUUUUUUUUUUUAAUCAAUUAACAAUUGUUACAAGUAAGAUUUGUGAUUCAUCCGAAAAUCGGGUGUUGUACUUCCUGUCAAGGCAAAAAUCAGUGCUGCCCCUUUUCGCUGGCAUUUUGUGAAAACACGCUUUGUUUUUUUCUUCAAAGUUUUCGAACAUGGAGAUGAGACUUUUAGACAUGCAUGUGUUUUUAUUUAUGACGGAGAAAGGACGUCAUCAGUGACUCGUUGGCUUUCAACGAUUCUGAAGUCAUGCGACCUCCGAGUAUGCACGUGUAAAUGUCGUAACACCAAAACUGAAGAUACUUUUUUUUUGCCACGUCAAGAUGUGCAACACUUCACAAACACAUAACGUGUUAACGUGGGAAGAAAAGCCUGACUGGUGUUUUUGCCACAGUGAAAUGUCAGAAUUUCAAAACACUGUUCUGCCCACAAAAAAAGGUGUAACUUGGUCAAAAGUCGGGAUGUUGGAUACGGUAACAAAGAUGGUGCAUGUUGGGAUGUCAAAUACACACAUGCCAAAUGUGAAUGUGAUACAAAGGAAAACUUGACGAGAAUGGGGAAUGUCACAACUUGGUCAAGCUUGAAGACGCUUGUCGUCGUCUCAUAUGGAGAUUUUAAAUGAAACACUGGCACAAACAUGAAUCUACACACCACCAGUCUCACGCUCACAAAAGUCGUGACUGAAACUUAAGAAACACUCUUGUCAUUUUUGUUUUCUUUAUGGCGACGCAUGCCCAUGUUCUUACAAUUCAUGUUUGUGUUUGUCAGUGAAACACUUCAGUAUUUUCCUAAAGUUGUAGCACUGUUUAUAAAUGUGUAAAUAAACAAAGGCUUCCCGAUUUGUGUUCAUAUUUUGGUUUUGUUGUAUUUAUUUGUUUAAAUCAUUCAGUCUAUACAGUAUGUAGCUGUGCACUCAUGAUUAGCCAAUAAUGUAUUAAUGUUUAAUUGAAAUAUCUGUAUAUUUUUAUCACCACCCUUACACACACUUGAAGUAAACCUGGAGCGCUUGUUUUUUUUUUUUUGUUGGAAAUGUUAAAUGACGUUACAAUUGCAUUGUAUUUGUUGUUUUGUAAUUUUUGUUUUUGGUUGUUACUGUUAGGGUUACACAUUAUGUCCCGUGAAAACUGUUACUUAUUGUAUGCUUUCGCCCAUUGCAUUGUUCAAAACAUUUGACUGCUUUUGGAAUAAAAGCUGAUUUUCAAACA